AUGGCGAUUAAGAGAAAGCUCGAAUCUGAAUCCAACGAGUCGUCAGAGCCUCCGCAGAAGCAGCAGCAGCAGCAGCAGCAAUGUAAAGAAGAGGAUCCGGGAAUCAGAAAUGACGAUAAUCAGAAACCCGGCGAUGUAAAAAUUGAACGCGACGGGGUAGAGGAGGUUAAAGGAGAUGUCGAGGUUGAUACGUCUGGUGAUCAGACGGAGGCGGCGACGUCGUCAGGAUCUGGGAAUCGGGGAGGUGAGGAGGAGGACGACAAUGAGCCAAUCGGAGAUCUAUUGGAACCGUUUACAAAGGAUCAGCUGUUGGUUCUUCUCAAGGAAGCGGCGGAGAGGCAUCGCGAUGUGGCUGAUCGAAUCCGGAUUGUGGCCGAUGAGGAUUCCGUUCACC
Microthlaspi erraticum is the source of this 394-nucleotide messenger RNA. Lineage: Eukaryota; Viridiplantae; Streptophyta; Magnoliopsida; Brassicales; Brassicaceae. The record is from the annotation of a GenBank genome assembly.